UAGUCGGACCCCGUAAACCCUGUUCAGCUGCAGGCUUAGAUAUAAUUUUGCAGAACGCGUCAUCCUACGAAUUCAAUAUCUUGUCUUUGACCUUGAAUUAUGGAAGUUGAUCCCUUGGCCGAUGCCCUUCCACCGCGCUAUGCCAUCGAGUCCGAUGAUGAGGACGAAUACAACCCACUAGGCUCCACUCGCCAAGCAGCUGAUCAGGUCCCAAUUGUAAACAUAAAAAUCGAAGGCCAAUUCACCACUGGUUAUCCCCUUGUUAUCGUAUCAGGCCCUGCAGGGUAUUUUUGGGCCGAUGGCGCAAACCUAGGGGAACAGCAGGGCGCCAUAUUUGUCAAUAAUAUUCAGGUAGGAUUGCUGUUUAAGCCCUCGUCAGCCCGUGCGGUUGUACUGGUCUCCGAAGCUACUACGGCGCUGCCUUUAUGGUCGAUGAACAAGUAUGCGAAUGAUAUCCUGGAUCGCCUCCAACCAUCAUCCAUUUCAAUCCUCGAUGUGUAUUCCGUCCAAAGCUACAUUUCAUCAGAACUCUUGCCCGUGCAUGAGUCACCCGUUCGCUAUUUGUCUCUCCAGAACAUAUCCCUGAAUCCCUUCCAGACUUUCGCCCCUCCGAACAUUCUCCAGUCGGCAUCGGCAGCAUUCAUGUCUGCAAUGAACAUACGCACUCUUUCUUCGUCGCAUCAAAAUAAUGCUGUGGUUCUACUCCUUCCAUUACCAGGAAUACCCCGCACCGCGCCAUCCAAACUAUCACCUAGUAGACUUUCACGUCCAUCAGGGGACCCAGCAUGGCCUGUUGAAAUGAUGGUGGAAGUAGACGAAAGGCUGUUUGAGGUUGUCGGCGCGAAACGAUCCGGUACUUGGGCACUCAAAAGUACGCCUGCAGGGAGCGCGAGUUUGACACAAAAGAGGCGGAAUUUUGCAGAGGUCGGUGAGGGUGGAAUGUACAUAUGAUAUGCAAGCAGUGGGCAUUCGGCAAAGCUCAAAUGAAAAGGAAAAUGCCUUAUAACUCAUAACUCGUUCCAUCUAUACCUGAG
This is a messenger RNA of Suillus paluster, 1034 nucleotides long. RefSeq lists its product as uncharacterized. The transcript is spliced from 5 exons. Bases 100 to 951 code for a protein of 283 amino acids. The record is from RefSeq and is a predicted model, not a curated record. NCBI's taxonomy places the organism in Eukaryota, Fungi, Basidiomycota, Agaricomycetes, Boletales, Suillaceae.